Macroventuria anomochaeta is the source of this 1530-nucleotide messenger RNA. Its product is annotated as Zn-dependent exopeptidase. Lineage: Eukaryota; Fungi; Ascomycota; Dothideomycetes; Pleosporales; Didymellaceae. Gene Ontology annotation, biological process: proteolysis. The record is from RefSeq and is a predicted model, not a curated record. Gene Ontology annotation, molecular function: aminopeptidase activity; metalloexopeptidase activity. The coding region runs from base 1 to 1530 and encodes 509 amino acids. The transcript is spliced from 2 exons.
AUGAAAAUCACAGUUGCGCUCGCUGCUCUCGCCGCUGCUGCGUCGGCGACCACAGAACUCCGGGGACGUCAAGAUGGACACAACGACAAGCCCUGCAAGAAGAGGCCUGAUGUCACUUCGAGAAAGCUCGAAGCCGACAUCACCUCAAAGAAGCUGCUGAGGGGCGCCCAGCAACUUCAGGACUUCGCUUACAGCUACCCAGACCGUAACAGGAUUAUGGGUGGCAAGGCUCACAACGAUACGGUCAACUGGCUGAAGAAGGAGCUUGAGUCUACCGCAUACUACGAUGUUACUCUCCAGCCCUUCUCCAACUAUGUCAUGUUGAAUGGCACAAUCAACAGCUUCACGAUCGGCGGCCAAAAUAUCAAUGCUACUCUCUUAGAGUACUCGAACUCUACCACUGGCCUUGUCACUGCGCCGUUGGUCGUUGUAAGCAACCUCGGUUGCGAGGCAGCUGACUUCCCAUCUAGUGUAGCUGGAAAUAUCGCCAUCAUCUCUCGUGGCACCUGCGACUUUGGUUUGAAGUCUGCUCUUGCUGGUGCUGCUGGUGCAAUUGGCGCUGUGGUGUACAACAAUGUCCCUGGCACCGUGUCAGCCACUCUCGGCCCGCCGCCUCGCCCUGAGGGACCAUACGUCGCGACUGUUGCCAUUUCUCAGGCGGAGGGUCAGGCCUACGUCUCCCAAAUUCAGGGUGGUGCUAAUGUGACCGCCUCUCUGGACGUCUUGACAGAUGUCCAGAUCAUCACCACCAACAACGUCUUGGCCACUAGCAAGUGCGGCGACAAGAACAACCAGCUUGCCCUUGGCGCUCACACAGACUCUGUAGGUGCAGGGCCUGGAAUUAACGAUGACGGCAGCGGCACUGUCGGCAUUCUGAACGUCGCUAAGGCCCUUGCGAAAUACAACGUCAAGAACGCUGUCACUUUCGGCUUCUGGUCUGGAGAGGAGUCUGGCCUUCUCGGCUCAACCUACUUCGUCGAAAGCUUGACCCCUGAGGAGUCUCUCAAGAUCCGCGCCUACCUCAACUUCGACAUGAUCGCCUCGCCUAACUACGUGCACCAGAUCUACGAUGGAGAUGGCAGCGCGUACGGCCUCACUGGACCUUCUGGCAGCGGUGACAUCGAGGAGUUCUUCGAGAAGUACUUCACCCGCGUCGGCGUACCCUACAACGCUACCGAGUUCAACGGCCGCUCCGACUACGGUCCCUUUUUGGAUGCUAACAUCCCUGCCGGAGGUACCACCACUGGCGCUGAUGAGGUCAAGACUGAGGAGGAGCAAAAGAUCUGGGGAGGUGUUGCUGGUGAGAUCCUUGACCAGAACUACCAUCAGGCUGGUGACACUGUCGACAACCUGAACCAGGAGGCUUGGUUGCUGCACGCUCGUGGUAUUGCUGCUGCUGUUGCCAAGUACGCCGCCUCGUGGGAGGGCUUCCCUGCUCGCACACCUGUGGGUAACAUCACUACCAAGAGGAGCGUGUCCGAGGUUCGCAAGAGCGUUACUGGCGGUAAGCGCUCGCUGAAGCUUUACUAG